This is a messenger RNA of Effrenium voratum, 660 nucleotides long. Lineage: Eukaryota; Dinophyceae; Suessiales; Symbiodiniaceae. The record is from the annotation of a GenBank genome assembly.
AUGGCUCUUGCGUUUCUUGUGGAUUUGCUCAGGUACUCACCACAAAUUACCGCCAACGGCAAGACAGUGGUGAUUGACAACUCCAGUGCCUUCAGAUAUCACGAUGAUGUUCCGCUUGUGGUGCCUGAGAUCAACAAGUCCGCCAUGGAGGGGAAGCUGCUGGUGGCGAACCCUAACUGCACCACCGCCAUCGCGGCCAUGGCGCUCUGGCCGCUCCACCAGCAUUUCAAGCUGCGGAAAGUCAUCGUGUCCACCUACCAGGCCGCCAGCGGCGCGGGGGCGGCGGGCAUGCAAGAGCUGGAGGAGGGCACUCGGCAGGCGCUGCAGGGCGAGGAGCACAAGAACGAGGUGUUUGCUCACCCGCUGCCCUUCAAUGUGAUCCCUCACAUCGAUUCCUUCCAGAGCAAUGGCUACACCAAGGACGGGGACCUUUGCUGCCGCUGCCUGCUGUUCGAAAAAAACCGGUCGUUUCGUCUAGUUUCUGGUGGAUGCCAAGGCAAUCCAAAGAAAAGGAGCCAAACCACAGUGAGCUUCCCUGUAAUUGGUGGUUUAGUGGUGUUCCAGGGUGGGGUGGUUUCCAUCUUACUCUUGGCAAGAAGGGGUUCAAGUCCAAAUCCCAAACACUGCCAACUCCCUUCCUGGAUUGGCAAAAAAGUCUGA